AUAAAUCCAUUGUCCAGCGCGAGCUCUUAAGGCACCAGUCGGCUCCUCGUGCUCUCAUCGCAACCUCUCUUCGCUCUUUUCUUAGAAAACUUUCACUUUUAUAAUGAGGGAAAUUGUGCACAUCCAGGCCGGCCAGUGCGGUAACCAGAUCGGUGCCAAGUUCUGGGAAGUGAUCAGCGAUGAGCACGGCAUUGAUCCCACAGGCACUUACCACGGAGACAGUGACCUGCAGCUGGACAGGAUCAGCGUCUACUACAAUGAGGCCACAGGGGGGAAAUAUGUGCCUAGAGCCAUUCUUGUGGAUCUGGAGCCUGGAACUAUGGACUCUGUGAGGUCUGGACCCUUUGGACAGAUCUUCAGACCUGACAAUUUUGUGUUUGGCCAAAGCGGUGCUGGAAACAACUGGGCCAAAGGUCACUACACAGAAGGAGCUGAGUUGGUGGACUCUGUUCUUGAUGUGGUACGCAAGGAGUCAGAGAGCUGUGACUGCUUGCAGGGCUUCCAGCUCACCCACUCUCUUGGUGGGGGAACAGGAUCUGGUAUGGGAACCCUACUUAUCAGCAAGAUCCGUGAGGAGUACCCUGAUCGGAUCAUGAACACCUUCAGUGUGGUGCCUUCCCCCAAGGUGUCAGACACAGUGGUUGAGCCGUACAAUGCUACCCUGUCAGUCCACCAGCUGGUAGAGAACACAGACGAAACUUACUGCAUUGACAACGAGGCUCUGUACGACAUCUGCUUCCGUACCCUGAAACUGACCACACCCACCUACGGUGACCUCAACCAUCUAGUGUCAGCCACCAUGAGCGGUGUCACCACCUGCCUGCGAUUCCCUGGCCAGCUCAACGCCGAUCUCCGCAAACUAGCCGUCAACAUGGUGCCUUUCCCUCGCCUGCACUUCUUCAUGCCUGGUUUCGCUCCCCUCACCAGCAGGGGCAGCCAGCAGUACCGUGCCCUGACGGUUCCAGAGCUCACUCAGCAGGUGUUCGAUGCCAAAAACAUGAUGGCUGCGUGCGACCCGCGCCACGGCCGCUACCUGACGGUGGCUGCCGUGUUCCGCGGUCGCAUGUCAAUGAAGGAGGUGGACGAGCAGAUGCUGAACGUGCAAAACAAGAACAGCAGCUACUUUGUUGAAUGGAUCCCCAACAACGUGAAGACCGCCGUCUGUGACAUCCCACCCCGUGGCCUUAAGAUGGCCGUGACUUUCAUUGGCAACAGCACAGCCAUCCAGGAGCUAUUCAAGCGUAUCUCUGAGCAGUUUACGGCUAUGUUCCGGCGCAAGGCCUUUUUGCACUGGUACACAGGUGAAGGUAUGGAUGAGAUGGAGUUCACCGAGGCAGAGAGCAACAUGAACGACCUGGUGUCCGAGUACCAGCAGUACCAGGAUGCCACUGCUGAGGAGGAGGGGGAGUUUGAGGAGGAGGCAGAUGACGACGCUUGAAGACGCGAAGUCAAGAAGUCAUUGCCAAAAUGAAACUAUUAAAGGAGCAAAACACAAGUAAUCAUUUCCCCCACAUAGAGUCAAUAGCAUUACUAGGAAAACUUAACUGUGUUCAAACUUUAGGUUGCAUUAGAAACCCCCUGUCAUUCAGUACCAAUAAAGUUGUCAAACUAA
Messenger RNA from Girardinichthys multiradiatus, 1612 nucleotides. RefSeq names its product tubulin, beta 5 (gene tubb5). Lineage: Eukaryota; Metazoa; Chordata; Actinopteri; Cyprinodontiformes; Goodeidae. The transcript is spliced from 5 exons. The coding region runs from base 104 to 1438 and encodes 444 amino acids. Gene Ontology annotation, cellular component: microtubule; cytoplasm. The record is from RefSeq and is a predicted model, not a curated record. Gene Ontology annotation, molecular function: GTPase activity; GTP binding; structural constituent of cytoskeleton. Gene Ontology annotation, biological process: microtubule cytoskeleton organization; mitotic cell cycle.